This is a messenger RNA of Anoplopoma fimbria (sablefish), 1721 nucleotides long. It is a transcript of the gene plekhj1, whose product is annotated as pleckstrin homology domain containing, family J member 1. The transcript is spliced from 6 exons. Gene Ontology annotation, biological process: retrograde transport, endosome to Golgi; endosome organization; receptor recycling. The record is from RefSeq and is a predicted model, not a curated record. Gene Ontology annotation, cellular component: recycling endosome; early endosome; trans-Golgi network. NCBI's taxonomy places the organism in Eukaryota, Metazoa, Chordata, Actinopteri, Perciformes, Anoplopomatidae. Bases 168 to 644 code for a protein of 158 amino acids.
GUGUGCGUGUGUGCGUGUGUGUGUGUCCUGAACGUAUUUGCUUGGUCGCAGAAAUGACUUGACACGUUGCCACUACCUUGCUAUUGUUAUCUAACUCCAUUGUUAUGUUGUCGGUGGGAAUGGCUCGACCGUAGUCACAGUUUCCCCCUUUAACCUGUUUAACCGUGAUGCGUUUCAACGAGAAGGAGCUGGUGUCCCUCAGCCGACAGCCCUCAGAGAUGGCAGCCGAGCUGGGGAUGCGAGGACCCAAGAAAGGAGACGUUGUAAAGAAGAGGCUGGUGAAACUCGUCGUCAACUUCCUCUUUUAUUUCAGGACUGAUGAGGAAGAGCCAAUAGGAGCUUUGCUGUUGGAGCAGUGUCGGGUGGAGAGGGAGGACAGCCAGACCUUCUCUAUUACAUUUCUGGAUGAAGGAGAGAGGAAGUAUCUGUUUGAGUGUGACUCAGAAGAACAGUGUGGGGAGUGGGUAGACUCCAUUAUCAAGGCCAGUUACGAGUUCAUGAGGAGGAACCUGAUAUUCUAUCGAACUGAAAUCCACAGGCUCACUGGAAAGGACCCCUUGGAGCAGUACGGUAUAUCAGAUGAAACUCGCUUCCAGGUCAACAAUGGCCUGCAACUUAUGCCUAGAGAUACCUCCUCCCUGUAGACCAGCGGCCUGUGUCCAGAUGCACAUUAUUUUCAUUUUAGUUUGCGCUGCCAUUCCAAGAAUCCCUCACUGGUCUGAAAACCAUGGCAUUACCAUAAGCACACACGCUUUUUAGAUCUUCACUGCUCUGAAUGUAUUUAGUGUGGCUCCAAACUUGUAGAGACAGUCUUAUGCACGUUAUAGCACAGUAUCUGAGGCCAUGCAAAGUAAUGGGGUGAUAACGCUCAAUCAUUACGGGUAACACAGGACUGUUGAACUCAACACUUUCUUAUUUUUGGUUUAGGGGACUUUUCAAGCUAUUUUCUGUAUUAUUUUUAGACCUUUUCUUGGUUACUUGGUUGUCUGUAUAAAACAUUUUUCUACUAUGUUUUCUAUUGGACAUACUGUACUGUUAGAAAAUGUGAUUUGGGAGCGUCUGAUUGCAAUUGUGCUGUAGAGCGUCGGCUGUGACUUUCUUUUAGGACUGUUCAUAAUAUGAGCAGGACUGGGUUUAACAAGAAUCAAUCCAGGACAUAUGAAUAUUGUUAAUCAAGUAAAUGUAUCCUGUUUGAAGAAGCUUAUGAUUAUAAGAUACAGUGCCCAAUAUAGAAAACUUUAAUCUGCUGAGUUGAGCCAACCAUUUAACUCUAGUUUUGCUUAUAAGAUAUAUUUUUUCUCGCCAAUAUAUAUUUAUCAUCUUGCCCAUUUCGAUUUUUUAGUUUUAAAAACUAUACUUUUGCACAUAUUACUGGGGGUUGAGGGUUUUCUUAUUUAGAAUUUCAAUAAUUUACUUGAACUUCUUUAUGUUUUCAGUGGCACUUUGAAUCAGAUUACUUUAGAUAAACUGUUGGACCAGGCUUUUGACAUUAUUUUUUAAUAUCUCACCAACUUCUUUUUCAGAGUUGCAACUAGUGGUGAGGUGACAUUGUGCUCACAACCACAUUUCACUAGCAGUCCAGAGUCCACCCACAAACAGGAUAUCAUAUUAAAUGGGUCUUUAUUUUUAAACUUUUGCACAUUAAAUGCGUUAAAUCUGUUUUUACUUCAUGUUAGAUUAUAUGUGUUUCACUUUUUUUUUUACUAAUAAAGCCAUUUGAA